CCAAGUGCUAGUCUCAGGCCCGCACUCGGGGAAGCAACUCGGCAGAUCUUCCAUGCAUCCUAACGCGUCGCUCAGGCUGCUGGUGGUUUGGAUAUUCCUUUUGCCUUCGGUCCGAGUCCAUGGGACAUCUCCGGAUUUACUCCUUGUCCCAAGGGACUCGCCGACGGCCAUCCUUCCUCUCAGCCUCUGGGCCAACCCUCGUCAGGCUAUUUUCAGGCCGAGGAAACGCGACCUUCAUCAGUCGACCCUCCUGGCAGCUCUCCAGCCGCACUACGAGCCCCAAUGGAUGUGCCUGACCAAACCACAGAAACCGCCCUCUGAACUGAUGGAGGAGAGAGCGUCGAAAAGCCAGCUGAGCAAAAUGGCAGAUAAGCUCCCUUUAAGCACCGCCGUCAAGGAGUGGCUCGUCAGCAGAGCGACCUGCCCCGUCGGCUACGAAUGGCGCGAUUUGGGCAGCGAUUUCUGGCCGAGGUGGGUCCGCGUGGCCAUGUGCCUUCGCCCCCCGAUGGGCACGUGUUCCUGGCCGCCGGGUAUGAGCUGCGUGUCCGGGCCGCCCAGGCACCUCCACGUCCUCCGAUGGCACUGCAGGCUCCGUAAGAAUACGAAAAGAAAGAAGACCAACGAGAACAACGUCUGGGGAGACUUGGAGCUCAAGGAGACGACCAAGAAGCCAAAGAAAAGGCGCAGGAGGAAAUACAGGUGCCUUUGGGUCAAAGUACCUUACCCCGUCCCUGAGGACUGCAUCUGCGCUUGCUCAUAAGCAGUAACCCAUACAAAAACUCAUUGUCUUUCUCCCGUGAUAUAAAAUUUAUACACAAGACUGCACAAUUUCUACAUUUUUUUAAUAUUCAUUCGUGCAAUCUUAAAAGACGAAAUCGAAAGAGAGAAAAAAGAAGUGGUUUUUACACAUGUAUUUGAAAUUUUUAUUAUUUAAAACUAUUAUUAUGCUUUAAGACUGUAUCUAGUUUGUAACAUACAACUACUAUAAUUUGAACUAAAU
This is a messenger RNA of Cimex lectularius (bed bug), 1000 nucleotides long. RefSeq names its product noggin-like. The transcript is spliced from 4 exons. Gene Ontology annotation, biological process: osteoblast differentiation; negative regulation of cell differentiation; negative regulation of BMP signaling pathway. Bases 53 to 760 code for a protein of 235 amino acids. The record is from RefSeq and is a predicted model, not a curated record. NCBI's taxonomy places the organism in Eukaryota, Metazoa, Arthropoda, Insecta, Hemiptera, Cimicidae.